AUGGCUUCCUCAGUCCCCUCCACCAUGAGAGCCAUCCUCGUCAACGGCAACAAAGCACGCGUAGCGAGCACGAGCGUCCCCAAAGUCAGAACGACCUAUGUGCUCUGCAAAGUCGACUCAAUUGCGCUCAACCCGACCGAUUGGAAACAUAUCCAGGGCAAGCGAGCGGCCUCAGACGGCAUUUCUGGCUGCGACUUUGCCGGUACUGUCGUUAAGGUCGGGCCAGAAGUGACCAAGUCCCUCAAGGCGGGAGAUCGAGUAGCUGGAACUACUCACGGGGCCAAUUACUCCCAGCCUGAGGAUGGUUGCUUCGCUGAGUACUGCGUUGCCAAGGGCGAUUUGCUAGUCAAGCUCCCAGACAGUCUUUCGUUUGAGGCUGCUUCGACAUUUCCACUUGGAGUGUCGACGGUUGGUCAAGGGUUGUUUCAGAAGGCUUUGAAGCUCAAUCUGCCCACAAAGCCAAUCAAGACUCCUGAGCCAGUCCUUAUCUAUGUAAGUCAUUAUCUUCACAUGGCGAAGUCUGCUAACAUCGUGUAGGGUGGCUCUUCCGCAACAGGAUCUCUGGCAAUCCAAUACGCCAAGCUCGCAGGCUACCGGGUCCUCACCACAUGUUCGCCACAUAACAAUGAUUUCGUCAAAUUACUCGGUGCCGACGCCGUCUACAACUACAAAGACCCAGAGUGCGGCAAGAAGAUCAAUCAGGACACCAACAACUCUCUCCGCCUCAUUUGGGACACCAUUUCCCUGGAAGCUUCUGCCAAGAUCUGCGAUGAAGCUCUGGGCUCCGGCGACGGCACAGUCAAAUAUGGCACGAUUUUGCCGGUCAAGCUCCCGAACAAGAAUGCGGACACCACUUUCACUUUCAUGUACACCAUCUUCAACGAUGCAUUCACGAAAGCUGGUCGAGAGACACCCGCUGUGUCUGAAGAUUUUGAAUUCGCAAAGGAGUUCUUCGGUAUCACUGAGAAGCUUCUGUCGGAGGGCAAGCUGAAGACUCAUCCAGAAAAGGUUGGACCAAGCGGUCUCGAGGGUGCGCUCCAGGGCAUGGAGGACAUGAAGAAUGAGAAGGUCAGCGCAAACAAGCUGGUCUAUCGUGUACGAGAAACGCCUGCCGACUCCAAAGCCGAGGUGGAGCUGUAA
This is a messenger RNA of Lecanosticta acicola, 1140 nucleotides long. The record is from the annotation of a GenBank genome assembly. NCBI's taxonomy places the organism in Eukaryota, Fungi, Ascomycota, Dothideomycetes, Mycosphaerellales, Mycosphaerellaceae.